Phalaenopsis equestris is the source of this 2308-nucleotide messenger RNA. Its product is annotated as probable metal-nicotianamine transporter YSL6. NCBI's taxonomy places the organism in Eukaryota, Viridiplantae, Streptophyta, Magnoliopsida, Asparagales, Orchidaceae. Gene Ontology annotation, cellular component: vacuolar membrane. The coding region runs from base 158 to 2176 and encodes 672 amino acids. The record is from RefSeq and is a predicted model, not a curated record. Gene Ontology annotation, molecular function: oligopeptide transmembrane transporter activity. The transcript is spliced from 7 exons.
UGUUUAGGCCUUAAAGCAACAAUUAUAUGGUCUGAGAGCGAAGAGAAGGCGUUACCUUGAAGCGUACAGCCACAGCCAGCUCCGUCUCCCUCAUUCCGCCUCUUUAGAUCUUCGCGGCCAAAUCUGAAGACCCAGGUGAGAGAAAGAGGAGGCGGGGAUGGGAACGUCGAUCGAUAUAACGGAGCCGAUGCUGCGGCUGUCAGCGGAGGAAGCAGACGGGCGCAUCGCCGAUGGUUCCGAGAGGAUUCCACCGUGGAAAGAACAGAUAACGCUGAGGGGGCUGGUCGUCAGCGCUUUGCUUGGCUGCCUCUUCUGCAUUAUUACUCACAAGCUCAACCUCACCGUCGGGGUAAUCCCAUCUCUGAAUGUUGCCGCUGGUUUGCUGGGCUUCUUUUUCGUGAGGAGCUGGACGGGGAUUCUAGAGAAUCUGGGUUUCCGGGUUGCCCCUUUUACGCGCCAGGAAAAUACCGUCAUCCAGACUUGUGUGGUUGCUUGCUAUGGUUUGGCCUUCAGUGGAGGUUUUGGUUCAUAUAUGCUUUCUAUGGAUCAAAGGACAUAUGAACUCAUAGGAAAGGAUUAUCCUGGUAACAGGCCCGAGGAUGUUAAAAUCCCUUCCUUGGGUUGGAUGAUAGGUUUCAUGUUUGUUGUUAGCUUUCUAGGGCUCUUCAGUCUUGUUGCACUUCGAAAGUUGAUGGUAAUUGACUACAAGCUUACGUACCCGAGUGGAACAGCCACAGCUUUGUUGAUAAAUAGCUUUCAUACCAAUGCUGGAGCUGAGCUUGCGAGGAAGCAAGUUCAUUGCCUUGGAAAAUACCUAAGCCUGAGCUUCUUGUGGAGUUGCUUUAAGUGGUUCUUCAGCGGUGUUGGGGAUUCCUGUGGUUUUGAUAAUUUUCCUACCUUGGGCCUCACAGCUUUUAAUAAUACGUUCUAUUUUGAUUUUAGUGCAACAUACGUUGGGUGUGGUCUUAUUUGCCCACACAUAGUUAAUUGUUCUGUUCUUCUUGGGGCCAUAAUUUCUUGGGGAUUUCUUUGGCCGUUUAUUAGUAAGCGUGCAGGAGAUUGGUAUCCAGAUAACCUUGAAAGUAAUGAUUUUAAAGGGCUUUAUGGUUACAAGGUCUUCAUUGCAAUAUCUCUUAUACUUGGGGAUGGUCUCUACAACUUGGUGAAAAUAGUUUACAUAACCAUAAAGGAAAUGUUGAAUGCACAAUCACAACGUAAAGCUCUUCCUCAUGUUGCAAAUCAAGAAGCUGACGACUCCAAGACAUUAGAGGAGAAUUUGCGUAAUACAACCUUUGUCAAAGACAGCAUACCCGCUUGGUUUGCCACCUCAGGGUACAUCGCCCUUGCUGCCAUAUCCACCGCAACAAUCCCCAUCAUUUUUCCUCAGCUGAGAUGGUAUCUUGUCCUCGCCUGCUAUCUCGUUGCACCCGCUCUCGCAUUCUGCAACUCCUACGGCACCGGCCUCACCGACUGGAGCCUCUCCUCCACUUACGGCAAGAUCGGCCUCUUCACCUUCUCCGCCCUUGUCGGCUCUAAUGGCGGCGUCAUCGCCGGCCUCGCCGCAUGCGGCGUCAUGAUGUCCAUCGUCUCCACCGCUGCCGACCUGAUGCAGGAUUUCAAAACUGGUUACCUAACCCUCUCCUCUCCAAGUUCGAUGUUCGUCUCUCAGAUCGUCGGCACCGCCCUCGGCUGCAUCGUCGCGCCGCUUACUUUCUGGCUCUAUUGGACCGCGUUUGACAUCGGCUCACCUGAUGGGAUGUACAAAGCUCCUUACGCUGUUAUAUAUCGGGAAAUGGCGAUUCUCGGGAUCGAGGGCUUCUCCGCGCUUCCGAAGCAUUGUCUGGAGAUCUGCUGCUUGUUCUUCGUCAUGGCUAUUGUGAUAAAUAUUGCGAGGGAUGUUACGCCGGCGACUAUAUCGGCUUAUAUUCCGAUUCCGAUGGCGAUGGCGGUGCCUUUUUAUAUUGGGGCUUAUUUUGCGAUAGACAUGUUUGUUGGGACAGUGAUACUGUUUGUGUGGGAGAGGUUAAAGAAGGAGGAGGCUGAUGACUUUGCUGGAGCUGUAGCUUCUGGGCUGAUAUGUGGUGAUGGUAUCUGGACCAUUCCUUCAGCUAUUUUAUCCAUCUCCAGAAUCAAUCCUCCCAUUUGCAUGUACUUUGGACCUUCUUCUUCCACCUAAUUCAGGUACUGUAAAAGAAGAUGAAUUUACAUACAUACCUCACAAAUCUUGUAUAUUUAAAUAUGCAACACCUGAACCUUCAUAUUUAUAUUUAUAGAACUUUGGUAUGAUAAAUCUAUGCAUGAAAAUGUG